Messenger RNA from Cryphonectria parasitica EP155, 1088 nucleotides. RefSeq names its product PMSR-domain-containing protein. The coding region runs from base 270 to 887 and encodes 205 amino acids. The record is from RefSeq and is a predicted model, not a curated record. The transcript is spliced from 2 exons. NCBI's taxonomy places the organism in Eukaryota, Fungi, Ascomycota, Sordariomycetes, Diaporthales, Cryphonectriaceae. Gene Ontology annotation, molecular function: peptide-methionine (S)-S-oxide reductase activity.
CUAAACAAAACGUCACGACUUUCCACAGCCUCCCCAAAUCUUCCUUCCUAUAGUCAAUUUCUCUAUACAAGUAUAUAUCUUGGGAUUUAUUUACACCAAACUGCCCCCUCCAUCUCAACACUUCUUCACAGACAAACCUCUUUCAAGAAAUUUCCAAACUGUCUUCUCAAACUCAACACCGUCGCCCCCAUUCCACUUCACCUACCGCAAUCCUCACAACCACAGCCAUCUUCCUCCUGGCAUUCCUCUUCUCGACCAUGACCUCUACCAUGCCCGGCUUCUUAGCCCGCCUGACCCGCCCCUUUACCAGCGCCUCCUUCCUCGGCGUCGCCACAGAGAACGGCGUCGGUGCCACCUCGGCUCACAUCCCGGAAGGCGCGCAAAAGGCUACCAUCGCCGCGGGCUGCUUCUGGGGCGUCGAGCACAUCUACCGGAAGCACUUUGCGGACAAGGGGCUGUAUGAUGCGCGCGUGGGCUACAUUGGUGGUGACACCAAGAGCCCGAGUUACCGGGCAGUCUGCACAGGCGAGACGGGGCACGCCGAGGCGACGCAGCUGAUCUACGACCCCACCAAGAUCACGUACGCCCAGCUCCUCGAGUUCUUCUACCGCAUGCACGACCCGACCACCAAGAACAGACAGGGCAACGACCGCGGGACCCAGUACCGCUCUGGCAUCUUCUACCACGACGCCGAGCAGAAGAGGGUUGCAGAGGAGAUCACCGCCAAGGUCAAUGAGCAGUGGUACAGCGGCAAGGUGGCGACCGAGGUCAUCGAGGCGGGGCAGUGGUGGGAUGCUGAGGACUAUCACCAGCUGUACCUGGACAAGAACCCCUCGGGCUAUCAGUGUGCCAGCCAUUAUGUUAGGGAAUUUCCCUCUCUGAAAUAGUCGAGAGUGCCGAAACAUAAGAGGUAUUAGGCGUGAAAAAAACACGGUGCCGUGGGCAAACCGUACGAUAACAUCAUGUGUACAGAUACAGCUGUGGAGAUAUGAGGAAGCCUGGAUGAUUGGAUAUUCUUCUUUUUUAUUUUGUUUUUACAAUUUGAUUUGAGAGCUAUGCGCAAAAACGCCAGACUGAUUGACCUGGCC